This is a messenger RNA of Coregonus sp. 'balchen', 12759 nucleotides long. The record is from the annotation of a GenBank genome assembly. Lineage: Eukaryota; Metazoa; Chordata; Actinopteri; Salmoniformes; Salmonidae.
AUGCUGACCAAGAGCCGUGGCCAGGGCGUGAUCCCGCUGGCCCCAGUGGCCAAAUCCCUGUGGACCUGCACUGUGGAGUACUGCUGCAUCCUCUAUGACGUUUACCCCCCUCAAGAAGAUAGUGAGUCCCUCCCUCCAUCCCUUAGCCUGGUGGUCCAGUCUGUUUUAGCCCAGGUCAGAACAGAGUCUAGUCUGUUUGUGCUUUGGCCAACUUCUCUCUGUGUUCAUUCAUAUUCCAAGUUGGCCACAGGACAAUACAAUGCUUCAGUGGUUAUGUUUCAGGUCAACUACAUUCUGAGUGUUUCAGAGUUCCACAUUCUGAACAGCUGGAGGCAAGAGGACCAAAGCACUCAUAAGGUAAUGUAUUUCCCAGUUCGAGAGACAGAUACUUAUUUAUCAACAGGGCAACAAUUGACCCUUCGCUAAACCCUGCCCCCCUUGGUAACUGUUACUAACUCAGGCAAGUUUAGCCUUUUAUCUUCCAGAGAACAUGGAGAAAUGCAUUGUAAUAACACUAAGAUAAACUGACUAAGUACCUCUUUGGUGAGUUGAGACAACCAUCACUUAUAUCAGAUAGGAGUAGAUAAAAGGGCCUUCAAUAUGCUUUUGUCGGUUAUAUUCACUAAAUAAAAAUAACGCAGGAGCGCAACACAACAAGCAGGAGGACUGGGAUAGAAGCAAAAGCCAACCGGGCCCAGUGUAAGAGGGAGAAACCCCACCAGCUGACCAUCGAGGCAGAGGCAGAUUAAAUAAAGGAGCAACAUUGUUCAUGUACUGCACAGUAGGUCUCACAAUCAUUAAAAAAUCUAACGCAUACUACAUUGUGUACAAUAUCAGCUGUAGCUAGCGGUUAUGCUGACGUAAACAACCAACGACUUCGCCCCAACAAACAUACUGUUCUAUGCUAGCUCCACUGGUUACUGCUCACAUGUUGUCGGGCUGAUCCACACCCUGGACCUCUGGAGAGCCCAAGAUGAAAUGUCCACCACAAGCUUGCCACAACAGUGGCAUAAGCCAAGAGGCAAGAAGAUUGAUGCCAAGCCUAUUACAGCGGUCGUGGUGGAAAAGGAAAAUGUGAGUUGGAAGAGAAGACCAGUCUAGUGCAGUUACAACUUUGACAGGUGAGCUACACGUGAAUGCAUUAUUGACAUCUAAUGCAUGUAAUAACCAAUUCAACCACAAGAGGCUAUAACAACACAGAAGCAAGUCCAUUAUACAGUGGGGGAAAAAAGUAUUUAGUCAGCCACCAAUUGUGCAAGUUCUCCAACUUAAAAAGAUGAGAGGCCUGUAAUUUUCAUCAUAGGUACACGUCAACUAUGACAGACAAAAUGAGAAAAAAAAUCCAGAAAAUCACAUUGUAGGAUUUUUAAUGAAUUUAUUUGCAAAUUAUGGUGGAAAAUAAGUAUUUGGUCAAUAACAAAAGUUUCUCAAUACUUUGUUAUAUACCCUUUGUUGGCAAUGACACAGGUCAAACGUUUUCUGUAAGUCUUCACAAGGUUUUCACACACUGUUGCUGGUAUUUUGGCCCAUUCCUCCAUGCAGAUCUCCUCUAGAGCAGUGAUGUUUUGGGGCUGUCGCUGGGCAACACAGACUUUCAACUCCCUCCAAAGAUUUUCUAUGGGGUUGAGAUUUGGAGACUGGCUAGGCCACUCCAGGACCUUGAAAUGCUUCUUACGAAGCCACUCCUUCGUUGCCCGGGCGGUGUGUUUGGGAUCAUUGUCAUGCUGAAAGACCCAGCCACGUUUCAUCUUCAAUGCCCUUGCUGAUGGAAGGAGGUUUUCACUCAAAAUCUCACGAUACAUGGCCCCAUUCAUUCUUUCCUUUACACGGAUCAGUCGUCCUGGUCCCUUUGCAGAAAAACAGCCCCAAAGCAUGAUGUUUCCACCCCCACGGUUCACAGUAGGUAUGGUGUUCUUUGGAUGCAACUCAGCAUUCUUUGUCCUCCAAACACGACGAGUUGAGUUUUUACCAAAAAGUUAUAUUUUGGUUUCAUCUGACCAUAUGACAUUCUCCCAAUCCUCUUCUGGAUCAUCCAAAUGCACUCUAGCAAACUUCAGACGGGCCUGGACAUGUACUGGCUUAAGCAGGGGGACACGUCUGGCACUGCAGGAUUUGAGUCCCUGGCGGCGUAGUGUGUUACUGAUGGUAGGCUUUGUUACUUUGGUCCCAGCUCUCUGCAGGUCAUUCACUAGGUCCCCCCGUGUGGUUCUGGGAUUUUUGCUCACCGUUCUUGUGAUCAUUUUGACCCCACGGGGUGAGAUCUUGCGUGGAGCCCCAGAUCGAGGGAGAUUAUCAGUGGUCUUGUAUGUCUUCCAUUUCCUAAUAAUUGCUCCCACAGUUGAUUUCUUCAAACCAAGCUGCUUACCUAUUGCAGAUUCAGUCUUCCCAGCCUGGUGCAGGUCUACAAUUUUUGUUUCUGGUGUCCUUUGACAGCUCUUUGGUCUUGGCCAUAGUGGAGUUUGGAGUGUGACUGUUUGAGGUUGUGGACAGGUGUCUUUUAUACUGAUAACAAGUUCAAACAGGUGCCAUUAAUACAGGUAACGAGUGGAGGACAGAGGAGCCUCUUAAAGAAGAAGUUACAGGUCUGUGAGAGACAGAAAUCUUGCUUGUUUGUAGGUGACCAAAUACUUAUUAUCCACCAUAAUUUGCAAAUAAAUUCAUUAAAAAUCCUAGAAUGUGAUUUUCUGGAUUUUUUUCCCUCAAUUUGUCUGUCAUAGUUGACGUGUACCUAUGAUGAAAAUUACAGGCCUCUCUCAUCUUUUUAAGUGGGAGAACUUGCACAAUUGGUGGCUGACUAAAUACUUUUUUCCCCCACUGUAUCUACAACUGUUACAUGUCAUAGAAACCCAUGUUUUAGACAUGGGCAGGUACUUACUGUACAGGCACAAAUCUAUUGUUAGCAGCAGCAGUAGGUUAUGCAGAAACAUAUUUCAGUUUCCACCUCCAUGUUCUCAGGACAGUGUCAGAAGUAACAGAUGGAAGAUUUACAUUGACUGAAAAAUGUCAGGCACACCUAUGAGCUACAUUGCUAACAGGCCCCCAUUAAAAGUAACAGUAGGUGAGGAGGAGUACCUGAUAGGCAGUGGCUUGAGCUACAAGGUAAAGCAAUUCAGAAAACUUUUUAGAUCAAUAAUAUUGUUUUUUAAUAAAUACAAUUAAUAGGAAACAAGCAUAGUCACUGAUAACAAUACUAAUGCAUUGGAUUACAAAGAAGAGUUGCCCUUUCCACAUGCACCCUAUGCUUCACUAUUUUCUUUGUCAUCUCGACAUCUGGUUCAUUUGUAGGUUGGACUUUGCAAAGGGAGGAAUGUUCAAAUCUAAGACCAAUUUCCUCCACAUCUUUCUCAAUGAGAAACUCCUUGUCUGCCAUGAGCCCAUCAUCUCUCUUAAGGUAGCCACAUUGAAGCAGACUUUGCAGUAACUCUGUGAUGUUACUGUAGAAAUAUUUCUCUGUCAGAAAUGGAUCCUGUGUAGAGAGAGGGUGGAUGCAAAUAUAACUGAGCCACGUAGAUUACAUAUUAUCAGAGACUUCAGUGUGUUGCUAGACUUGUAGUUGGAAUAAGUUUGGCUUUGCAGUAGCAGUGAGCUCGGUUUCUCCAUCUUUAACUCUGUGCAAUCUAGUAUUGCAAAGAUUAUUGGAAAAUCUCUCGUAGUUAUCUGGCAUGUUUUCUGUGAUUUUAUGUCAAAAGUGUCUGUUUCAUCAGCACUAGCCGAAACUGCUGACGCAGGGGCAUCUGUUGAAUCUGCCCAUCUACUCUCUUGUAUGUCAAGGGGAUAGUUGUGUGGGGCUGUGUUACGGUAUCGGAAGUAGUUGGAGACACUGCUGUUAUUUACUGACUCUGGCGUUAACGGGUCUGGGGUUUGAGUUUCCUGAAGAGCAUGGAUUUUUUCUUCCUUUUGGGCGAGUUGAAUCUUGAACCUCUCCCCUUCCUCAUUUUUCUUUUUCCAACUGGGGAUGCUCCUCUAUACACUCUGGAAACACAAAAUACGCCAAAUUAUUACAAUAAGAAUUCCUACAGUACAUGAUUUAAACAAGAUGUUGGUAUUUUGUAAUAACUGUUCUUUACACUGUUCUUUUGCAGCUCCCACUAUUGGAGAACACAGAGCCACCACCAUCCUCCUCGAACCCAACUGGUGAGUUCCCAACAUUUCCUCUGCCGCCACAACCAAACUGUUUCUCUACAGUUCUGAAUGAAAAUGAGAUAUAUUACAACAGUGAUAUGAUGAUCUCCCAGUCUGAAGCAGAGGCACUGGAAAAAGAGAAGACAGUAGAGCGACAACAACACCUGGCAUGGCGUCUGCAAUUCUGUGCUUCCAACUUUGUAGCAACAGUUUGGGGAAGGCCCUUUCCUGUUUUAGCAUGACAAUGCCCCCGUGCACAAAGUGAGGUCCAUACAGAAACGGUUUGUCGAGAUCGGUGUGUAAGAACUUUGACUGGCCUGCACAGAGCCCUGACCUCAACCCCAUCGAACACAUUUGGGAUUAAUUGGAACGCCGACUGCGAGCCAGGCCUAUUCGCCCAACAUCAGUGCCCAACCUCACUAAUGCUCUUGUGGCUGAAUGGAAGCAAGUCCCCGCAGCAAUGUUCCAACAUCUAGUGGAAAGCCUUCCCAGAAGAGUGGAGGCAGUUAUAGUAGCAAAGGGGGGACCAACCAUAUUAAUGCCCAUGAUUUGGGAAUGAGAUGUUCAAAGACCAUGUAGUGUAUGUUGCCUAUGUUGUACUUGUGAUUGCACUAAGUUGUGUAGUUAUGUAUGAGUUAUGUAAGUUGUGUAUAACUUAUGUACAAACCCUCCAUAUAAAGGAUAAACGUCUGAAAUGUGCCCUUGAGUGUCUGUCAACAUUUUGGUAAUGUAGGCUAGGUUUGGUUAACCCUCAUAUUACAGUACCUUUUUUUUGGGGAGGUGGCCUGCCUGACUGCAUCUCCUCCAGCAGCUGGAUUUGGGUACUGAAGACUUGCCUUCCCAUCAACAAAGUGCUAAAAUAAUGAUGUAUUUUAGCAAAUAGCCAGCUAAAGAUUUGUGAUACAUGUAACCUAACAAAGUUGCGUUAGCUGGCAUUGUUAACCUUGACGUUAGCUAGCAAAGUUUAGCUUAGUUGUAUAAUGUUAACGUUGUUGCUAACUUUGUCUAGACAGUUUCUUUUUAAUCAUAGUAAUAUAUUGAGAUAUCACAUUAUGCAAAAUGUUAACUUAGUUUCUUACCUUGGAGCAAACAUGUGUCCAUAGCUAUCUUGCUUUCAACUGUGAAUGAAGUCGUCCACAAAGCUUUAUCCACAACCUACACUUUUCCUUUAGAUUUUGUUAAGGGUAGAAAAAAGACUAGCCUCUACAGGCUACUAUUCUACCGUUUUACCAUUUUCUGUUCUAUAUCGUGGAGCUCCGCCCCAUAGGGGAGCUCUGCUCCUAUUGGUUUACCCACUGCCCUAAGGCAGCAUCAGCCUGAGACAAAAUUAUGCACACACGUGCAGCCAAUAGGAGUACAGGUGUCCCUAUAAGAGGGGACGCUUCCCCUCAAUCAGCCUCCCUUUAUCUUCAGUGACUGGACUAGACUGAAGAAGCCAAGAAGAGACGAAGAAAAAGACUCAGGACGAAGAAAACGCCGUCGAAUUCCAGUCAUCGACAUCGUCCAACAAUGAGCACACCAGGAGAUUUUCCACCCCCAAAAGCUCUUUUCAGAGCUCAAUGCAGAUGCUCCUCCAUGGCGGCCGGCGACUCCCACGACUUAUGUUUCGUGUGUUUAGGGUCCCAGCUUGCCAAAGAGGGCGUCUGCAGUCCCCCUAACUGCGCCUCCUGCGCCCUCCUUUCUAUGAAGGAGAGGAAGCAGCGCUGGGCGUUUUUUAGGGAGGAUAUCCCUCUAGAGGACCUGCUGUCAAUACUAGCCUCUGCUUCAGAGGCAUCAUCUGACGGCGCAGACUCAGGAGAUGAUGGGGACUAUAAGGAGGAGGCAGGCAUUCCUAUGGAACAGUCAGACCCCGUCCCUCAUACAUUCAAGCCCCCCUUUCCUUUGGUUAGCGAGAGGGCUUGUAGUUCCUAUGGCGAUGACGACACGGGCUCUGAGAAAUCAGAAGCCCUGUCCUUCGCCGCAGUGUCUCUGAGAACGGACUUUCCCGGACUCAUUGAGAGGGCUGCCAGACGGUUGGAAAUACCGCUGCCCCCUAUUCCCUCUGCACCGGAGGUUGAUUUAAUGGAGGGCGGCCCUUAUUCCAGGCCAAGAAGAGCGGCAGAGCCACUAGCUCCAGCCAUGCCUUCGUUGGCUAAAUACGUAGAGGGCUCAUGGGAGGCACCUUUAGCGGCGCGUUCGCCGGCUAAAUCGAACCUCCCAUUCACUAGAGUGGAGGGAAGGUUCCAGAGCCAAGCUAGGGGAAUCCCCAGGUUAGAGAGCGCCAUGGCGGCGUAUCUCGUACCGGGUUCGAGUCCCUGGCCCUCUUCCAAGAAGGCCACCUUGCCAUCUCAGAAGGACCGUCUCACAGCACAGCUGUUAGAGAAGUCCUUCAAUUUGGGAGCCCAGGCUUUAGCAGCAGCCAAUAACAUUGCCUUCUUGGCAGCCGCUCUGUCCCGUUUAACCACGGGCAAGACAGAGCUGGAGCCAGAGGAGGUGGAGGAGGCGUCUAGGAUCUCUGGCGCCAUCCUGCACCUAACACAGGCAUCGGCCGUCUGCUCGGGGAGGUCCAUGGCCACUUCGGUGGUCGCGGAGCGACACCUCUGGUUGUCCCUGACAACCAUGAAAGAGGCAGACAGGACGUCCCUUUUGAACGCCCCCCUCUCUGACGACGGGCUCUUCGGAGUCGCCGUCAAAGAGGCGACUGAGAGGUUCUCAAAAUUGGAUGAGGAGAAGAAGCAGCUGACCAGACACCUGCCACUGGCAGGGAGGUUAGGCCCUGCACCUCCGCAAAGACCCUCCACUUCCGCCCCCCAGAGUAGACAGGGUUCUACAGCGAGGCGGCGUAUCCGGCGCCAGUCGGCGGCCACAGGAAGCAGGAGAGCGGGCCCAACCCCCCCCAGCAGCCCCGGUGGCCCCAUUGUAGCCGGCGAGGGAAGUGGUGAGAGCGCCAACCUGGGCCCCUAAGGGAGGCCACAAGAGGAGGCGCACAUGACGGGACGCGGGGGAGCGGAUGGAGGACACGUCGGUUUUGAACGUGGCCACUGUUCCCCCCAUCCUUCGGUUGAAGGGAUGGGUGAUGAUGUUAAUGUCUUGACUGAUGUGUUUAAUAAAGAGUUGGCUCCACCUGACUUUGUCAAAAAAGAGCCCCUUUUCCAUAAUACGUCUGAGAGCGUUCAAAUCUCACCCUCUCUUUCCUACCACUCUAAGCGCCGUUCAGCCCACCAGGGGUGCGUUGCUGAACAGGCAUUCAGAGUAGGUACACAUAACACUUCAAGUAUAAGAAGUGCUUCACAUAGCAGGCAGCAGUCUCUGUCAGACUCUGACAUGAUGACGCAGCCGCUAUUUGGGGAUGGCGCACUAAGGUCUCUGUUAGUGCGAUUCAGACCCAUGCUGCGUUCACGGAGGGCCCGAUUACCACGGUCACGAAAGUCUCUAACGUAUCGGCGCCCCCACCUCUUUCUGAACGCGCCAAUGCUCACCACACUGAGCGUAAUUCAGCCCACCAGAGGUGCAGAGUUGAACACGCACAGGAGGUGAAAGGGGAAAAGAUACCAAGACGCCGUCUUGGUUUAUCUCAAAGAGACCUCACAUUACAGACUCCAAGGAGUACUGUAGUGAGUGCCUCUCAUAGCAGGUUGCAGUCUCAGUCAGGAGACAUGAUGACGCAGCCGCUAUUUGGGGACGGCGCACUAUCGCAGACUAAGGUCUCUGUUAGUGCGAUUCAGACCCAUGCUGCGUUCACGGAGGGCCUGAUUACUACGGUUACGGGUAUAACCAAUGUAUCGGCGCCCCCCACCUCUCACAGAACACGCUGAUGCUCACCACACUGAGUGUGGCUCAACCCACCAGAGGUGCAGAGUUGAACACACACAGAAGGUGAAGGUUAAGAAGGUAUCAAGGCGCCGCCUUGUGUUACCUCAUAGAGACCUCAUAUUACAGACUCCUAGGAGUAUUAUAGUGAGGGGCUCUAAUAGCGAAUUGCAGUCAUCUGGGAUGAUGACGCAAUCGCUUGCUGGGGAUGGUGCCCUGUCGCAUGCUGUGGCCUCGGUCAGUGCAAUUCAGACCUGCGCUGCGUUCACGGAGGGCAGGAAUACGACGGUUACGGGUUUAACUGACGUCUCUGCCCCUCCUCCUCUUUCAGAGCGCACUAAUGUUUCCUCUCUCUUUCAUGGGAGGCCCGCCUUGGGCUGUUCCACCACCUCAGUGUUGGAGAACAGCGGCGGCAAGGGCCAUAGAGGAAUACAGGUCCUUCCUACUGAAUGUACCACAGCUUCGCGCUCGGCCGCUUUCUCUGCAUUGCUGGCAGUGGCAGCGAAGCUGCACCCUCUCAUGCUGGCUAGAACAGACGUUGCAGAAGGGUUAUGCUCUCCAAUUCCAUCGGACCCCCACCCCCAUUCAGGGGAGUGGUGGAGACGGUGAUGAAAACGCCCGAAAAAGUGGCCGCUCUGGUUUCAGAGAUUACGGAACUUUUGGCGAAGGAGGUGGUCACAGUAGUUCCCCAGGAGCAAAGGAACAAGGGGCUAUAUUCGCCCUACUUGCUGGUGCCCAAAAAGACGGGGGGAAUGAGGCCGAUAUUGGAUUUACGCAUUCUCAACGAGAGCGUAACCAAACGGCCCUUUCGAAUGCUAACGACAAAAUGUCUGCUGGAAUGUGUCCAGAAAGGAGACUUAUGUACGAGCAUAGACCUAAAGGACGCGUACUUUCAUGUGCCAAUACAGCCGCGUCACAGGAAGUUUCUGCGAUUCGCCUUUCAAGGCGUGGCGUACGAAUACACGAGGAUGCCAUUUGGGUACGCCCUGGCACUCGCACGUUUUCCAAGUGUGUGGAGGCGGCAUUGGAACCGUUGCGUCGUCAGGGAAUACGGCUACUAGCCUACCUAGACGACCUACUGGUUCUCGCCCCGUCAGCAGAGCUGGCGAUCACUCACACGACACAGACAGUGAUUCAUCUCACACGUCUGGGGUUCGCUGUGAAUUGGAAAAAGAGCGCGCCCUGGCCCAGUCAUCAGAUUGUCUACCUGGGGAUACAGCUAGACACUGUAAUGAUGAGGGCUCGAAUUUCGGACCCCCGAAGGGUAGCCUUGUUGCUAGCCCUGAGGAAGUGUCGUCCGAAUCACACGGUGACGGCGCUGUCUAUCAUGUCACUUUUGGGUCUCAUGUCGUCAGCCCACUCUGUGGUUCCGCUUGGGACUCCUGCACAUGCGCAGGAUGCAGCGAUGGUUCGCCCAACUAAGACUAGACCCAUUGCGUCAACGUCAUCGGUUGGUGGUGGUUCCCACUCACUCAGGGCAGAUCUGAACUAUUGGAGAUACCCGCACAUUCUCACGCACGGAGUCCCGAUAGGCAAAGUGUCCUCUUACAUCCCAGUGUUCACAGAUGCGUCUCUGACUGGAUGGGGAGGGUCAGACCCAAGCGAUAGGAGGUGUGUGGCCUCUUUCGAGUCGCCACAUCAACCUCUUGGAGUUGGAAACGGUUCGACUGGUUUUGACCCACUUCGCGUCUACCCUUCGGGGUCGCGAUGUACUGGUCUGGUCAGACAACCGGACCACAGUAGCCCACAUAAAUCGCCAGGGAGGAGUCAGGUCUCCUGCUCUCCAUCGGGCGGCAGAGGAAUUGUGGCUGUGGGCUCACGAGCACCUUCGCUCAUUGAGAGCAGCACACAUUCCGGGCUACUUGAACGUAGGAGCAGACCUCAUGUCAAGAGGGGGUCCUCGAGACGACGAGUGGUGUCUGCAUCCGGACAUUGUUCUCCAAAGUUGGGAACAGUUCGGGAGAGCCGAGGUGGAUCUAUUCGCGUCACACAUUAACGUGCAAUGUCCUCUAUGGUUCUCUCUGCGGGAACAGGACGAACCGCCACUGGGAAGAGACGCUUUUGCACACCACCCGUGGCCGAGAGUUCUUCUGUAUGCAUUCCCUCCGCUGUCCUGCAUUCUCAAACUGUUAGCCAGGGUGAGGUCAGGAGGGCUGUCAGUGAUAUUGAUAGCCCCCGAUCGCCCAGGGGCUCCUUGGUUUGCGGAGAUGAGUCAGAUGUUGAUUGCGCCACCUUGGCCAAUUCCACAUCGACGGGACGCGUUGUCUCAGGCGGAGGGCACGAUAAGGCAGUUGCCCAUAUCGGCCAACCACUGAAGGCCUGGCUGCUGAGAGGGACAGGCUAGAGCGCCGUGGGUUAUCUGAUGCAGUGAUCAGGACCAUACAGGGUUCACGUGCCAGUUCCACUUCCAGGAUGUAUGCCAGUAGAUGGAACGUGUUUUCACGAUGGUGUGUCACACAAGGUGUAGACCCCAUGAGCUGUCAGGUUGAGAGUAUUCUCUCUUUCCUACAGCUUAUGUUUGAUAAGCAGCGAUCGCCCACCACCAUUAAGGUGUUUGCAGCGGCGAUUUCAGCUUGUCACAAGGGGUUUGGCAGAGACAAUGUCUUUAGCCACCCUCUAGUGAAACGUUUCCUAUUAGGAACGCGGCGGCUUAGGCCAACACCUAGAGCCACGCUUCCUCAGUGGGAUUUGGCUUUGGUACUCGAAGCGCUAUGUAAGUUGCCGUUCGAGCCAUUGAAUCAAAUACCCCUCAAGAUGCUGUCUAUGAAGACGGCACUGUUGCUCGCUUUGACUACUGCUAAGCGUGUCAGUGAUUUGUGUGCUCUUUCGACGAGACCCGACUGCCUGGCCAUUAAUGGCGAUCUGAGCAGAGCGGUGUUACGUCCUAACCCGGCAUUUGUGCCGAAGGUUAUUAGGAGUUCAUAUAGAUCACAGACCGUGGAGCUGUGGGCUUUUUCUCCCCCUCCUCAUAGGGAGAGGAGUGAGGAAAGGCUCCAUCGCCUGUGCCCAGUACGCGCCUUGGCGUGUUACGUUGAGCGCACAGCAGCGAUUAGGUCAUCGCCUCAGCUGUUUGUGUGUCACGGUGCGGCUGCACUAGGUAGACCACUUUCGAAACAGCGUCUGUCUCAUUGGCUUUGUGAGGGCAUUGAGACAGCUUAUGAGGCAGCGGGGCGACAAUUGCCUCAGGGUAUCAGAGCUCACUCCACUCGUGGAGUAGCAGCUUCUACUGCCCUUUUCAGAGGAACAGGGGUAGAGGAUAUAUGUAGAGCGGCGUCAUGAUCAACACCGUCUCCAUUUAUCCGUUUCUAUCUCUUGGAUAUGUCUUCUAACUCUUUGGCUCAGUCUGUACUCAGCGUAGCUGAAGGGAGAACUAGAGCUAGGAGGAGAGGAAUGCAGGACUGUGGAGACAGGGUCUCCAUCAGGUCCGCUUCUGAUAGAAGGACAUAUUUUUGGCAUGACUCCUGACUGACAGGUUCAGUACAGUAGAGGGCAUGUAUUUAUCUGCCCACCAGUGAUUCACUGGAGUGAGGCGGAAUGAUGGGGGAUAAUAGUAGUAACUUAGUUACGAUUUUUAUUUGACGGAAUGUGACGUCAUCUAUCUGCUUGUUCAGAUUAGUAUGAAUCAUGUUCUGGGAUCUGCCCACUAAUCUCUGGGGUUCCAUUGAUGGAGUGAGGCGGCCUACCGUGUACACAAUGUAGAGUGACACUUUGUGUUAUUCCAUUAGUGGUCGGUAGUAUUGUAACAGGAUAUUGAGGUACCAUCUAUCUGCUAGUACAGAUUAGUAGGGCCUGUAUUCUGGUGAUCUGCCCACUAGUCAUUGGUGUUGCCAUUGGACUAGGUGGGGCGGGUUUUUAACCGAUGACGCAGUAUAUUGUGACACUUGUAUGGUUACAGUGGUUGCAGUACUGCGGGAAUUGGUUGCAGCCAUUGCUAGGCCUGACCUUUUCAUUUUGAUGGGAAGUGUUGGGCUCGGCAGGGAGUACAUUUUGGAGCGCUACGCUCCGCCUUAAACCAAUAGGAGCAGAGCUCCCCUAUGGGGCGGAGCUCCACGAUAUAGAACGAUUAGUUACCGGAGUGUAACUCCAGUUCUAUGAGUGGAGCGGAGCCCCAUAGGACUUAAGGCCUUGCCGACCCUCUAGUCUCGCUGAAGAUAAAUAUCUCGGGAGGCUGAAUGAGGGGAGGCAUCCCCUCUUAUAGGGACACCUGUACUCCUAUUGGCUGCAGGUGUGUGCAUAAUUUUGUCUCAGGCUGAUGCUGCCUUAGGGCAGUGGGUAAACCAAUAGGAGCAGAGCUCCCCUAUGGGGCUCCGCUCCACUCAUAGAACUGGAGUUACACUCCGGUAAAUAAUCGUUCACUUGUAGCAGCGCAAGAAAAAGUAUCUCUGACUCCCCGUAGCCCACAGACGCCAUGAGGAUUUUUUGCGAAAUGUAUCCGAGGCCCGAGUGGUUGGUUACGGUUGCUAAGCUGUGAUUGGACAAUCGCUCUUCGGGGGCGGAGUUUAGCGAAUGGUCAAUUGUAUACAGCACUACAGCGCAGAUGGUUUAGUUCUAAAAAAAUAUUUGACUACAGCUUUUUGCUAUUGCAUCACUCACUACACUACCAUUCUCAUUGUCUCAUUUCGAUAGACGUUAACCAGUCCUGUCUCGAUAGAGAGUGAGGUCUUGUUGUAAUGUCUGGUUGACUUGACCUGCUUCCAUUUGUAUUUCUGUGAUAGCUCGUCUGCUCUGGCAGCUGUGGGUCCACCUAACGUCAUGCACAGCCUGGUGGCAGCGGUGGAGUCACUGUGUAAGAUCCCAGACAGGGUGGCCAUCAGGUGGCGCAUUAUCUGCCUCACAAACGCCUCAUAA